Messenger RNA from Gigantopelta aegis, 3814 nucleotides. RefSeq lists its product as uncharacterized. The record is from RefSeq and is a predicted model, not a curated record. Lineage: Eukaryota; Metazoa; Mollusca; Gastropoda; Neomphalida; Peltospiridae. The transcript is spliced from 3 exons. The coding region runs from base 1707 to 2744 and encodes 345 amino acids.
UAACACACACACACACACAGACCUGGUCUGGUUAUGUAGAUAGAGAACAGUUGGCCAACUCUGAGGUAAAUACAGGUAAACAGUGGCCAGGCAGGCAACAGAUAUAUACUGAGGAAAGGUGAUACUGCUGUUAUACCGUAAUACAGAAGUAUAUUGGCUGAAUGCUGAAUCCUGACAUACUGAACUAACAUUUAAUCAAGACACCGACACCCAUACAGUUAAGUGCUGAACCAUUAUUGAUACUCCAUCUCCAACUGCCGUUACUCGGGAAGUGUUGAAACAAUUAUUUACUUGUUCGCCAAAAGAGGAAAUUCCACAAAGCUUCAGCUCAAGACUGAUGCAUGUGUGAAGCAUGAGAAAGCGGAGGGCUUACAUAGCCGACAGAUGUAUGACUGGAAUGGAUUUUAAGGUGAAAAUUCCAGGAUAAAACAAGCCACAUAACUUUCAUGUUGUAUAUAAUAUGAAGAAAAAUAAUGAAAUCUCUGAAUUAUUCCUACUAUUAAAAUUAGAAAAACAAAACUGGAUUGUUCUCGGUGGUGUGGUAAACAGUGGAUUACGAUGGAUUACAAAGUGUGUCAAAACGUCUGUGACAGAAAUGAUGCUGCCUGUUGUCUUCCAAGAAUGUACUGAAGGUUGCCAGUAGACCAAAGCUAUUCACAGAGAGCAGAUACCAUUCCAGAUGUGAAGUGAAUAAUGGUGCGUACAUGUGUAUCAGGGAGGAAUCCUUUAUACUUUUUAACUUUCUUUUUCAAUGGAUACAAUAUUCAGCUUGGAAAUAUAUUCUUUUGGAUGAGUUUUAAACUUUGAAAACAAAAGAAAAACAAAGGAUUGUUAGGCAAAUUCUGGAAUCUACAAUGACAAAAUGUAUAAUAAUGUGUGGAUGAUACAUAAAUCCAUUAAGAUUUAUUGAAGUGUUCAGUGGAUGUAACAUUCUACUUGGAAAUAUUCUGGAUGAUCAUUUCAAACUGUAGAUUGUUUAUGUCACUCUGGAAUCGACAGUAAUCACACACAAAAUUCUUCUCACAUGAAAUAUUAUAAAAUGAAUAUAAAUCACAAAGCAAGUGUACUCAGUUGAAUUUUCAGGAUGUUAGGUAGAUCAGAAUUCUGAAGAAAAUUAUGGAGACAGCUAAAUAUAUAGACGUAGGACCAAGUUCUUUUACCUUACAAAAAAGACCACUUCUUAUCCUCAGUUUGGCAAUAUGAUAAUGACAAUUUAAGAAAAUAAAAUCAUCUUAAAAAACCCUCCUCUUGACAUCAAUGUGACAAUUUGGUCAAGACAACAACAAAAAUCAUCAAAAAAAAAUUCUUCUUAACCUCAGUGUGAACAUACAAUAUAAUAAUGACAACAACAACAACAACAAAAAUAAUUUUAACAUAAAAAUGCUGAUGAUAUGAAAAAACUUCCUUGAACUACAAUGUGGUACAUAACACCUAACUUUGUAAGAACCAAAUAACAAUGAACCCUACUUAUACCACAUGUACACCCUUCGUAUUAACUAAAUAACAAUGAACCCUACUUAUACCACAUGUACACCCUUCGUAUUAACUAAAUAACAAUGAACGCUACUUAUACCACAUGUACACCCUUCGUAUUAACUAAAUAACAAUGAACGCUACUUACACCACAUCUACACCCUUCGUAUUAAUUAAAUAACAAUGAACGCUACUUACACCACCUCUACACCCUUUGUAUGAACUAAAUAACAAUGAACGCUACUUACACCACCUCUACAGCCUUCAGUACGGCAGUGAGUCAAGAACAGAUUGUAACAUCGCUUGUGAUUGGCUCGUUGUUGCUCACCCUGGUGGUGAUGAACGUGGUCAUGUUUGUGAUAUACCGGAUCGCUCUCAGAUCUCACAAAACCCGACCUGCAAGACGACACGUCAGCAAUGUUCUACUGCUCCAAGUCAACCCAGCAGCAUCGGCUCUCGUCACGCGCAACAGCACCAUCGACUACGGACACAGCUUUAAUGAGGUGUAUCGCAAACUCGACCCCGAUCACAGAAAAUCCAGUAUGAACUCUGACAGCCAUGAGCUCAUACUGACAACACAGGAACCAGAUUGGAGCUUGAAGAAUCAGAAAUUGUAUUUGUCCAAUGAAAAUAUGCCAGUUAAAUGUGAUUUGGUUGGUAGAAUUGGUUCAUCUGAUACAAUCAACCAAUCAGUUUCAUCAAUAGAGGUGAAAGUUGAAAUUGAAAUUCAAGGUACAGCUGGUGAUUUAUCAGUGAAAAGACAACAUACUUCAGAAAGUUUGCGCGGAGGCCAAGGAACAGACAGUGUUUCGGUAAUGGAUGAGAAACAUGUUUCAAGAAGUAUGAGUGAAAUUCAAAUGACAGACAAUGUCUCAUUAGUCAAAGAUGGUAAUACUUCAGAAAGUGUUGGCCAAACUCAAAGAAAAAACAGUGUUUCAUUAAAAGAAGACAGACAUAUUUCUGAAAGAAAACAUAGCGUUUCAUCAAAAGACAAAAAUACUCCUGGAAGUGCUUCUCAAAGUGAUAGAAAAGACAGUGUUUCGUCAAUAAAAGACAGACACAUUUCAGGAAGUGUUAGUGAAUCAGACUUCGAUAAUGAUUCGACAAAUGAUUUACAGUUCAUUGAUGACAUGCGCAACAUGUGUGACGAUGCUCUGAAUGAAGGGAGGAAAACACAACAUCCUGCUGCUGAGUUCCAGAAUGAUGUUUUCGAACUGACGGACUCACGGAUACUGUCUGAUAUGCAGCAUGUGAAAGAUAUUGAACUGUGAUCUCAGAAUUUUACACACAGAUAUUAUGAGAAAUAUUAAUAGGUAUCUGACAGAGUUAUGGUGUAUGAUGUUUUGACAUUAUAAACAGUUUGAACAAUUUCCAUUGGAGUCAUGUACCCAGUUAGGUUUGAUCAUGAAUAACUUAUAGUAAAUACUGUAUUUACUGAAACAUGCAACAUGUGAAAGACACUGCAUUGUGAUCUCAGAAUUUUACACACUGAUAUUAUGACAAAUAUUAAUACAUGUAGGUACAUGUAUCUGACAGAGUUAUGUUCUGUGAUUUUAAAUAUUUUGAACCAUUUCCCUUAGAGAUACACAGGUUUGAUCAUGAAUAACAUAAGGUAAUUUUAAUACUAAAUUGCAAUUAAGAAUACAACAUGCACCUACAAAAUACAGACUCAGCUCAGUGGUAAAGCACAUUGCUGCUAAUCAAAAAGAGUAGUCCAUGAAAUGGCAGGAGGUUUCUUCUCUUAUUAUCUGUGUGGUGGUGCUCAAUAUGUGUGAGGCCAUAUAACAGUUAAACUAUAGAUAAAAAUGUGUCGAAUGCAUCAUUAAAUAAAACAUUUCUUUCUUUCUUUUUUCCUUUUCAACUGAAUAGCAUGCAGUGUAACAGAACAUGAAAGAUGGUUUGUUAGAUGUCCACAAUGAAUGAAUGGAUAAACAUACAAAAAGAUUAUUACAUAUUUAACUAGCUGGUCACCGUGGGUGUAUUUUGUUGAGUUGGGUGGCUAGCCAUGUUUUAUUAAGGUAAAAUAUAUAUAUACAUGUAUAUCGGGUUUAAGACACAAAAAUUAAAAUGAAUUUUUUUUUUUAAUUGGUGGAUGUUGUCAAAACAAUUAUGAUAAUCUGAACAACAAAACCAUAAUACAAUAAUCAGGGCCAUAUAUAUAUAUAUAUAUAUCUGGGUAUUUGUUAAAAUAGUGGAUGUUUCCAUGAAUUUCAUCUAUAGGACGUAACCCAGUGGUACAUCGCUCAUUCGAUGUGCGAUCGGUGUGGGAUCGAUCCCCGUGGGUGGACCCAUCGAGUUAUUUCUCAUUCCAGCCAGUGCACCACGACUGGUAUAUCAAAGG